AUGCUGCAACGCUUCUUGCCCAACGGCCCCAAAAGCUCGUCGAUGCACUACCAGAUCUACCGCAACCGGAACUCGUCGGAGGAAGACUUCCAGCGGAUCCACCAGCUGUACGCCAAGGUGGUGUCCGAGGACAAGAUCCUGUGCGAGCUGGCGCAGCGGAACCUCAACGCGGGCGUCUUCGUCAACGGCGAGAUGCACCCGCGCCUCGAGAAGGGGCCGCUGUAUUUCCAGCAGCGCGCGCGCGACGCCAUCCGCGAGCACGUCGCGCAGGAAAAGGCCGCGCGGCGCGAGAUCUGGCCCGCGCAGCAGCGUCUGCCGGGCUCCGCGGCCGUGAGUCAGUCGGACGUCGAUCUGUGUUCCGGCCUGGCCUGUCAGGCCGAGCCGGCGGCGGGGUUGGCGUGGUGA
Messenger RNA from Fonsecaea nubica, 405 nucleotides. RefSeq lists its product as hypothetical. Bases 1 to 405 code for a protein of 134 amino acids. Lineage: Eukaryota; Fungi; Ascomycota; Eurotiomycetes; Chaetothyriales; Herpotrichiellaceae. The transcript has a single exon. Gene Ontology annotation, molecular function: iron ion binding; 2 iron, 2 sulfur cluster binding. The record is from RefSeq and is a predicted model, not a curated record.